UUGUUCUACAAUGAACCGCUACGUAGCACACUCUAUUUAAAGAGGGCGUCAUAAUACACUUGCAUUGCCAUCGCAGAACUGGCUUAACGAUGGAACCACAACCAAGUAAGGAUGGAGGAACUUACCACUAUACCACAGUUGUAGACCUUACUCCUCAUCUACGAAAUUGAACAAUACGUGUCAUGUUGUUGGAGCAUUUUGUUGAAAGAACUUCAACCAAAACCGGGCACAACUACAAGCGCUACGUCUUCAUAAAUGCGCAGGGCACAAAGCUACAAGCCUGCGCGUUCCACCAUGACAUUGUGAAGCUAGAUGGAUGCCUCCAUCUGUUUGAGACCUACGAAAUCUUCGGAGCAAUGUCAAAACCAACCAAUAGGUAAAAAUGUCAAAACCCGAUCAGCAUGUUCGUGGGUCGACCAGAGUUUUCCCGCUAUGCUACUUUGUCAAAGCAUCUGGAGGGCAAGCAACUAAUAGACAUACUCGGAGUCGUGAUCGAUGUUACCAGCACACAACAAAAGGGCCCUAACAAACUACGGGAGAUUAUCAUAGUGACGGAAGAGUAAAUUAAAUAUGCUUAUUAUUGUAUCUAUUAAUACGCUGCAUUUGGAUCUGCUAUACAAAACAUAGGUGGGGUCCCUAUAGGAAACUUGCCACUAAACUAACUUUGUGGAAUGACCUGGUGGGAGCGGAAGGUGGCCUGCUUGCAACGCUUCUCUAAGAGAGGCCAGUUAUUUUGGCAAAGAGCAUCCGGGUCACAAUGUUGCAAGGAAUAUCGUUGUCGGCUUCAACUAUGUCAAACAUUCUUAUUGACCCUCCCUAUGCAGUAGCCCGUGAUCUUGAUAACUGGAAAAGAGAAAAUAGUGCACAGAUAGAUGACCUGAUUAAGCAUUUAGUCUUGUCCAACGACAAAAGUGGGCUACCCACAUCUCCGUGUUCAUUACAAUCAAUCAAAGAACUCAAAGAUGCAAAGCAAGGAGAGCACAGCCUCGUCGCAGGCUUUCAAAUAUGCAUUUCUCCUCAAAUCAAGCUCUCAUACAGUGCCUCCUCAAAUUGCCACUGUGCAACAAUAACGCCUAUACUUGACCGUUUCACUGCUUCCGCUGCGCAAUUGUCCAAAUCUCUACACCUAGGUACAUGGUCAGCUUAGACCUCAUCGACGAUACUGGAAAGAUUAACUGCGUUGCAUACGAAGAUGUUGCGUACGAUCUGCUCGAUUGCGACGCAGCAUCACUUGAAAGCAAAGGCAACCACGUAAGCAAUUACUCAGCACAAUAUCCAUGCUCUGUAGCACUCUUCAUUUUAUACCUGAUUUAACAUC
This is a messenger RNA of Andrographis paniculata, 1318 nucleotides long. RefSeq lists its product as uncharacterized. The record is from RefSeq and is a predicted model, not a curated record. Lineage: Eukaryota; Viridiplantae; Streptophyta; Magnoliopsida; Lamiales; Acanthaceae. Bases 758 to 1147 code for a protein of 129 amino acids. The transcript has 7 exons.